Molecule: messenger RNA, 1770 nt
Organism: Papilio polytes (common Mormon)
Lineage: Eukaryota; Metazoa; Arthropoda; Insecta; Lepidoptera; Papilionidae
Product: lysozyme 2-like
Exons: 6
Coding region: 805-1248 (147 amino acids)
Molecular function (GO): lysozyme activity
Source: RefSeq, a predicted model, not a curated record
UUGUUUUUUUUUUCUAAAUUUGAAAGUCUUUUUUAGUGUUUGUUUUAGUGAUUUAUAAAAAUCAAGACAUCGAAGAAUAUUAACUAGAAAAAUGAAGAUCAUAAUUAGUAUUUUGAUUGGAGUAUUGCUUGCGAGUGUAUCGAAUGCUUCAGUUGGAUACGAAUCGAUGAGGUUUUGCGGCAGAAUGUUAUUCUAUGCUCUUACGGUAACAUGUAAUACGGACGUAACGCAUUUAUCCGCAGAAGUUCAACCGAUAGAGCACUACAUUCUAGACAAUACCUCGAGCAAAGAAAUAGAAGAGAAUGAUAUAGGAAUUCAAUCGAAACAAAUGAAGCGUCAAAAGAGAAGUUUUCUUCUCGAAACCUGUUGUUAUAAGGCCUGCACAUUGGAAGAGCUGAAACAGUUUUGUUGAAUGUAUUAUUGAAUUUGUUUUACAAAUAAAAGAAUGAUUAAAAAACCUUACUUUUUUUUAGUAACUGUUUCAAUUUACAGGAUCUUGUCGUUUGAAAGAAAUGAGAAACAUACGAAUAAAAUUACGCAGAAUAGUAUAACGGAAUUCAAUCACUUAAUAAAAACAGUACUACCUGGUUUAAUACUAAUCCGUGAUCAGUAUCAUGUUAAGGCGGUCGCUUAUUGUAUGUCUCAUCUAUUUUUUACAUCCCGACUCUGAGAACGUUCUAAGAACUUUAGUUUUUUAACAUACGAAGCUCCGGUACGUUCAUUACAUCACGUCUCAAAUGUAUAAUAAAUUAAAAAAUUGAAUCCGGCAAAGACGCGCAGAGUGGAGUGUAUUACUUUGAAACAAUGGCGAUUAAUUUGCUGUGUGUGAUUUUUUGUCUUAUUGUCUCAAUUACAGGUGUGCACAUAUCAAAUCUGGACGACUCUUGUCUCCGUUGUCUAUGUCAUGUUGCUGGAUGUGACCUCGCCCACGGAUGCUCACAAGGCUAUUGCGGCCCCUUCUACAUAUCCCGGGUGUACUGGGUAGAUGCUGGGAAACCCACGUUGCCUGAAGAUAACCCGGAAAGAAAAGAAGCCUUCGAAGACUGUGCUCGAGAUUACUAUUGUUCGGCGAAAAUAGUCGAAAGCUACAUGGCGAGAUUUGGAAAGGAUUGUAACAGAGAUGGCGUGACCAACUGUUACGAUUAUAUGAUGAUCAACCACCACGGCGGCGGCGCGUGCACCGAACCUCUGCAUCUCACCAGCCUGGGUCGCCGGCGCCUGCAACUCUUCCAGCAGUGUCGACUGUAACCUGCAUUACCUUCCAGAAUUAACGAAUAAUUUGCUUGACAGUAAAGAUUGAAAAUAGCGCCAUCUACUGGUGAUUGAAAUGUUUAGUAUAAGGUUUAAUUUAUUUAAAAUAAAAAUUGGUAUUUUUGGUUUAAAUUAAAAACAAAGUAUAGAAAAUAACAUUUUAUUUUUAAUAAAAUUACAUCAGUAUUGCUUAAGUUUAACUUUACGUCAUUAAUUAUAAUUUUUACAACAAUAAAUCUCUUUUACCGUUCAGGUAAUAAGAAAUUAAAAUUACAAAUCGAAAUACACUAAUGUAAGCUAAUUUUUAAGUAUAUCUAUUUGUUAAAUUUAAUAUAACCAAAUGUAUUUACAACAAAAAAUAAAUUUGUUUAAAAAACAAAAUUCGUUUUUUUUAAUUUCACUGGUAUAUCAUUUAAUUUAUCUAAAAAUAUUACCCAAUUCCGGACAUCCUGUAUAUCUGAAAAUCAGUUAUUAUUUUAAAAGUCUCUAUCUCCCAUAAACUACUUCAAAAGUAAAAAA